Molecule: messenger RNA, 2587 nt
Organism: Pseudopodoces humilis (Tibetan ground-tit)
Lineage: Eukaryota; Metazoa; Chordata; Aves; Passeriformes; Paridae
Product: arylsulfatase D-like
Molecular function (GO): arylsulfatase activity
Source: RefSeq, a predicted model, not a curated record
GGGACGUGCAGCUAGGGCACAUUUCUGGACUGCCUUCAGAGACGCUGCGCAGUAGCAGCAGUCCUCGUGCUGAAAAGUUUGGAAUCAUUUUAAGUCACCAGUCUAUCAGCUGCCUGCUUUGAACAUAACUUUACCAGGACUUGAACACUCCAGAUGCAGAAAUGAUUUGGCAACUAAUGUCUCAUUGGUCACCCCUGGUUAUACCCCUGAUUUUUGGUCUGCUUCUGCAAGCACCAUUCACACAGCCUUCCACCAUCACACAGCCAAACUUUGUCCUUUUGCUGGCUGAUGAUCUUGGCAUAGGGGAUGUAGGUUGCUAUGGGAAUGAUACUAUCAGGACCCCGAACAUCGAUCGCCUGGCAAAGGAAGGAGUGAAGCUGACCCAACACAUCGCUGCAGCUCCACUUUGCACCCCCAGCAGAGCAGCUUUCCUCACUGGCAGAUAUCCCCUCCGAUCAGGGAUGGAUGCUAUAAAUGAUUACCGUGUUAUUUUUUGGAAUGCUGGCUCAGGAGGGCUUCCUCCAAACGAAACCACUUUUGCCAAAAUACUGCAGCACCAAGGCUACAGCACAGGACUGAUAGGGAAGUGGCAUCAAGGUGUUAACUGUGAAUCCCGCAACGACCAUUGCCAUCAUCCUUUGAAACAUGGAUUUGACUAUUUCUAUGGCAUGCCUUUUACACUAAUAAGUGACUGUCAGCCAACAGAAACACCAGAGAUGGACAGAGCCUUUAGAAGGAAACUCUGGCUUUCCACUCAAAUGAUUGGCCUCAUUACACUCACCGCUGUCCUUGGACGACUGACCGGCUUGAUUUCAGUCCGCUGGAAAACACUGACCUGCCUUGCUGGGUUUAGUCUCCUGUUCUUCAUAUCCUGGUUCUCAAGUUAUGGAUUUGUACGGUACUGGAACUGCAUUAUGAUGAGAAACCAUGGGAUAACUGAGCAGCCAAUGGUGACAGACAGAACUACGUCCCUUAUCUUGAGAGAGUCCAUUUCAUUUAUUGAAAGAAAUAAGAACAGACCAUUCCUCCUCUUUCUUUCCUUUUUGCAUUCCCACACUCCUCUCCUCACCACGGAGAAGUUUAUUGGGAGGAGCAGACAUGGUUUAUAUGGAGACAACGUAGAAGAGAUGGACUGGAUGGUGGGCCAGGUUCUAGACGCUGUUGACAAGGAAGGCUUGAGACAUACUACACUGGUUUACUUUGCCUCUGAUCAUGGUGGAUGGCUGGAACGACAAGAAGGCAAAAGGCAGCUGGGUGGCUGGAAUGGAAUAUACAAAGGUGGAAAAGCUAUGGGAGGAUGGGAAGGAGGAAUCCGUGUCCCAGGGAUAUUUAGAUGGCCAGGAGUGUUACCUGCAGGCAGCGUUAUUGAUGAACCUACAAGCCUUAUGGAUAUUUAUCCUACAGUAGUUCAUUUGGCUGGAGGGACAGUGCCUCAGGACAGGGUGAUUGAUGGCCGGGAUCUGCUGCCCCUACUGCGAGGCACGGUGGCGCACUCGGAGCACGAGUUCCUGUUCCACUACUGCGGCACUCACUUACACGCUGCACGCUGGCACCAGAAGGACACUGGAGCUGUUUGGAAGGCUCAUUAUGUGACUCCCAUCUUCAGUCCUCCUGGAGCUGGGGCUUGUUAUGACAGAGGAUUUUGCCCAUGCUUUGGGGAAGGAGUGGCCCAUCAUGAGCCUCCAUUGCUGUUUGAGCUCUCACAAGACCCUUCAGAAGCCAAACCUCUCUCAGCUGACACAGAGCCCCUCUUUGAGACUGUCAUAAGGAAGAUUGGCAGAGCCAUAGAGGAGCACCGCAGGACUCUGACUCCAGUGCCAGAGCAGCUCUCUGUGUCCAACGUGGUGUGGAAGCCAUGGCUGCAGCCGUGCUGUGGGACAUUCCCGCUCUGUUGGUGUGAUAAGGAAGAUGACAGCACACAGAUUUUCUGAGAUGCAUGUCUAAUGACACAUCCUGUGCCACUGAGUACUCUGCUGACAAAGAUAUCAGAUAAUAAUUGAGUUUUUUCUUCUCCUGGGAAGCAAAGUGGAUGAAAAUAAAGAAGAAAAGGAAUAUCAAUCAGAAGUUUUCCCCUUCGUUCUUUGCCACUAGCUAAAGGUUUAAGGAAAUCCUGGUUUUGCAGAUUUGAGUAUAAGAGAAAACUGUAGAGGUGUGUUCCCAAUAUCUGACUAAUUUAUGCCUUCUCAAGGAACACAGUUGAAAAAUGCUGCAGAGAGCCAAGUGCACAGUGCUGAGCAGGCAGCAGUAAGAAAUAAAAAUAAACCUCUAAAUGUUUGCAGUUGUGUCUCUAUAGCCCACAAAUCACAGUUCUACUCUAUUUAAACAUAGUAAUUGUAGUCAUUACUGCUUCCUGUACUGCUCUAUUAUCUCUGUUGAGAUGCUGCUCCUCCUGAGGUGGAGGAAAUCUGAUGUAGUGAGGGAUUUUCCUCGAGUUGUGAACUUGUGAUCUGAGCUUUAUCUGGGUAAAAAUAACCUAUGUCACAGAUAAUAUGAGGUAUAAAAUAUUAAUGUGCAGUAUACCUCUGCAACAGUUAUAUAAGUGAGAGAAGCAUUCUGCCCAUCAGAAAGAGGUCCUGCAGCAUACUGA